This is a messenger RNA of Platichthys flesus (European flounder), 3633 nucleotides long. RefSeq names its product dynein 2 intermediate chain 1 (gene dync2i1). Bases 96 to 3341 code for a protein of 1081 amino acids. Lineage: Eukaryota; Metazoa; Chordata; Actinopteri; Pleuronectiformes; Pleuronectidae. The transcript is spliced from 23 exons. The record is from RefSeq and is a predicted model, not a curated record. Gene Ontology annotation, biological process: intraciliary transport. Gene Ontology annotation, cellular component: cytoplasmic dynein complex. Gene Ontology annotation, molecular function: dynein light chain binding; dynein heavy chain binding.
AGAGGUCUCCCCAUCAUGGCGGCGUCGCUACAAACAUACGAGCUAAUUUCACGGUGGUUUUAAAAGCUCCAGCAAUAAAAAACCCGGAUGAGAAGAUGCACAGCGACAAGAAACUGACCAAAGAAGACACAUGGAGACCAGAGGACCUGAGAAGAUAUGUCAGGGAGGAGAAGGGACAAAGCGAUGGCCGAGUCAGGAGGCGAGAGGACAGCGAGAGGAAGCACCGUGCUGGGGAAUCCACAGAGAGACGCCACAGAGACCCAGAGAAGGAGUCCAGACGAGAGAGAGACAAACACAGGGAGAGAGGAGAGGGAGACAGAAAAGACAGACAUCUUGAGCAAAGGAAAGAGGGCUCACGAGACAGGAGAGGGGAUAAGGAAAGGGACAGAAGAGAUGAGAGGGACAAAGAGAAGGAGAGAAUGAAGGAAAGAGACAGACUGGUGGAUGGGAAAAGGCAGAGUGAUGAUUAUGGAGGGAAUAAGGACAGGAAGACGGAUAAAGAGGACAAGCAUGAUCGGGAGAGAGACCAGGAAAGGCAUAGAAACAAGGAGAAAGAAAGGGUGAGGGAUGGAGAGAGACGGAACAGGGAGGACAGGGACAAAGGGAGGGAAGAGAGGGAAAAGGAAAGGAGGAGGGAGGAACGAGACAGAGAGCACAGGACUGAAAGAGAGAGGAGGAGACAAGAAGAAAGUGGAGACGCAGGAAGAGAUCAGAUAGAAAAGAAGGAUAGGGAAAAGAAAGGGCGACUCAAAGAUGAAAGUGAGGAAAAAAGGACUGAAAAAGAAAGACGAGAAAGACAUGGAGACAGGAAGCCUUCAGAGCAGAAAGAGGAACGAGGCAAAGAGUACAAAGAAGAACCCAGACGGCAUAAAGAGGAGAGAGAAAGAAGACACAAAGAAGGACGUGAUGAUCCAAAGCGUAAGCACGACAGUGAAUCUAGAGACACAAAGAGGUCGGGUGAGGAGGAGAGACAUCGUCGUGGGGACAGAGAGCAAGGAGACGGGGACAAACAGAGAGAGAGGAGACACCGAGAGGAUAAAGAUCCAGAGAGAAAGCACAGAGAAGGAAGGCACAGAGCAGAAGAAGCUGACCCAGAGAGAAACGAAAGAGACAAGAAAUCAGUCUCUGACAAGAGUCAUAGGCCAGAGGCUAAUACAGUGAGAACAGAGGAAGUCGAGACUGAGCUCUGGACACCUAGUGAUGUGAAAGAUGUAGGAGACACAGACGAGCCUGUUGUUGAUGAUGAAGAUUUGGUUGACCAGCAAUAUGAAGAUGAUUUUGAGGAUUAUGAGGAGGAUUUUGAGGAGAUGGAUCCGAGUGAAAAUGAAGGCGAGGACGAGAAGGAGUCAGAGGAGCCUCCACCAGUGGGGGAAGAAAGAGAGGAAGUUACAGCACAAAAGAGAAAAGAGAUUGAAGCGAUUCAGAGAGCAAUGAAUGAAGAGAACGAGAGAGUUGGAACAGAUCAUUCCACACAGAGUGCGACUAGAGAGGAGGAAGACACACCUAAAUUGUCCAGAGGACUUGAAAAGAACCACAGUCGAGCUUCUCAACGAGGGAAGUUUAUCGACUUUGUGGCAGCAAAACAGCGAGAAGUCAGCAAGAAGGUUUCCACAAAACAGAAGAAACGCAGCACAGAGCUGCUCAAAUUAAUUGAUCUGGAUUUCUCGAUGACAGUUUCCCUUUUGGAUCUCCCACCUGUAAAUGAAUAUGACAUGUACAUUAGAACCUUUGGAACCGCAAAUACCAAACAGGCUUAUGUUCAGUGUAACGAGGAUAACGCAGAUCGAGACGUUCAGACAGAGGAGAUAGAAGUGAGUGAGAGGUGGACACAGCAUCCUCCAGAGCACAGCGGAGCCUGUGGAGAUUCAAACUUCUCCCAGGAAGCUCAAGGGAGAAACAUGUACGAAAUGAACUUUGAUUCCCAGCGUCUGUCAGCGUUUCUGCGCUCGGCCUCGCAGGUCCUGGUCGUCCUGUUGGAAGAGAAUCAAGCUGAGAGAAAAUCCCUGAGCAAGUUGAGGACUCAAAAAGACACACUGUCGUUCAGCGAUGGAAGUUUACAGCUCAACACAAAGUUGCCUUUUCUUUACGGUCGCCACAUCAGCCUGGUGCACUUCUCUCAAGUCCAGAGGCACACCAUGAUGUCCGUCCAUGCACCUACAACCAAACCCAGUGCUGUGCGCCUCGACAGCUGCACUCUCAUCUGCAUCUGGAACAUCUGGGAACCGUCCAGGCCUCAGAAGAUCCUUGUCUACGAAUCGGAGGUGCAGUGUUGCUGUUUCAGCCCCGGAAAGGCCACAUUGGUGUUUGCAGGCACAUCAGUUGGCUCUGUGGUGCUGUGGGACCUGAGGGAGCAGACCAGUAACCACUACUGCCUGAAGAUAGGGGAGGAGGAGUGGACCUUCAGACAGCCUACCUUCUCCACUAGCGCAGUGAUGGCCGCCUCGGCCCAUUUAUCGUCUGUGUCUUCUGUAGAAGUUGUUCCCUCCACCGCAGCAGGGGGCCUGAGGCCGGAGGUCCCCCUGCUGGCAUCUGAGGAAGAGUCUUCAGGACUGUCUUUCCAGUUGGCGUCUCUGGAUGAAAGCGGAGUUUUGAAUUUCUGGGUGGUGGUGGAGCUCCCAAAAGCCAACGAGGCUGGCUCUCCAACAGAUCUAGGGCUCAGGCCUGGGGGCAAAGUGAAGUUGCUUCACAGCUCCUCCCUGCUCACUGCUGAGAGGGUGUCACCGAGAGACGCUGUGAAAACAGGCCCGUUACAGACUCUUCAUCUAAAGUUUCUCCCCUCUGACUCCAAUCAUUUUUUCAUUGGCACCAAUAUGGGUCUGGUCAAUCACAGAACCAGUCACAGUUUGAAGGCUUCUCCAAAGUUCUACAGGUUUCAGGAGCCUGGAGUCCGACCGGUUGACGUCAACUCAAUCCACUUUUCUCCCUUCAGGCAAAACAUGUUCUUGGUGGGUUGUGGGGACGGCAGCAUCCGGCUGCACACGGUCAGCAACGAGCAGCCUGUGGCCGAGUGGAGGAGCAGUACCGCGGGUGAACCGGUGGUGGCGCUGCAGUGGGCCCACACCAGGCCGGCGGUCUUCUGUGUGCUCGAUGCAGCUUCUCACCUCCAUGUUUGGGACCUGCUGAAAAGCGACACAGAGCCGGUGCUCACAGAGAGGAUUUCUGCCGACAGGGUGACAGCCAUGGCCGUGUUCGGAGACUCAGGAAAACAAAACACAUAUUCAGGAAUAGCCCUGGUGCACGAAUCAGGGAAAAUCGAAAUGCAGUAUUUCACAAGAGAUUUGACUGUGACCGUCCCUGCUGAGGAGGAGAAGCUGGAGACCAUGAUGACUGAAGCCUUCUGAAGCAGCUGAAGUGGCUGUGUUUAGAUGAUUACUACUUUUUCAAAAUCUCGAAGAGCAUGACGAUCAAGUUAUGAGUCUAUUUUUGUCACUGUCACUUUUCAUCAUAGCACAUGUCACAAUUCAAUUUGAUGUGUGUUUAUAUUUUCCUAGAAACCGAUGUCACAGGGCUUCAAAUUUGUCCAUAAAAACCAUAGCAGUAGAUAUAUAUAAUGUAGAUGUUUCUUGAUGUACAUAUUUAUAUUUUAUAACUUAAAUUUGUAAGGUGGAAUAAUUUUUGUACAAUAAACUGAGU